AUGACCAAAAACCACAGAAUCGCUAGUAGUUUACGUGGAAAUCAGGUACAUACACAGUUAGCUAGCAAUGACUGGGAAAAAAACAUGGCUGCCAAGGAGAAACUGGAGGCAGUGCUGAACGUGGCCCUGCGGGUGCCGAGCAUCAUGCUGCUGGAUGUCCUCUAUCGGUGGGAUGUCAGCUCCUUCUUCCAGCAGAUUCAAAGAAGUAGCCUCAAUAACAACCCUCUUUUCCAGUACAAGUAUUUGGCUCUCAAUAUGCAUUAUGUAGGUUAUAUCUUGAGUGUUGUGCUACUAACCUUACCCAGGCAGCAUCUGGUUCAGCUUUAUCUAUAUUUUUUGACGGCCCUGCUCCUCUAUGCUGGACAUCAAAUCUCCAGGGACUAUGUUAGGAGUGAACUGGAGUCCGCCUAUGAAGGACCAAUGUAUUUAGAACCUCUCUCCAUGAAUCGAUUUACCACAGCCUUAAUAGGUCAGCUGGUGGUGUGUACGUUAUGCUCCUGUGUCAUGAAAACGAAGCAGAUUUGGCUCUUUUCAGCUCACAUGCUUCCUCUGCUAGCACGCCUCUGCCUUGUUCCUCUGGAGACAAUUGUUAUCAUCAACAAAUUUGCUAUGAUUUUUACUGGUUUGGAAGUUCUCUACUUUCUUGGGUCUAACCUUCUAGUACCUUAUAAUCUUGCCAAGUCUGCAUACAGAGAGUUGGUUCAGGUAGUGGAGGUGUAUGGCCUUCUAGCCUUGGGAAUGUCCCUGUGGAAUCAGCUGGUAGUCCCUGUAUUGUUCAUGGUUUUCUGGCUCGUCUUAUUUGCUCUUCAGAUUUACUCCUACUUCAGUACUCGAGAUCAGCCUGCCUCACGAGAGAGGCUUCUUUUCCUUUUCCUGACAAGUAUUGCUGAAUGCUGCAGCACUCCUUACUCACUUUUGGGUUUGGUCUUCACGGUUUCUUUUGUUGCCUUGGGUGUUCUGACACUCUGCAAGUUUUACUUGCAGGGUUACCGAGCUUUCAUGAAUGAUCCUGCCAUGAAUCGGGGCAUGACAGAAGGAGUUACGCUGUUAAUCCUGGCGGUGCAGACUGGUCUGAUAGAACUGCAAGUUGUUCACCGGGCAUUCCUGCUCAGUAUUAUCCUUUUCAUUGUUGUAGCUUCUAUUCUCCAGUCUAUGUUAGAGAUUGCAGAUCCUAUUGUUUUGGCACUGGGAGCAUCUAGAGACAAGAGUUUAUGGAAACACUUCCGUGCGGUGAGCCUUUGUUUAUUUUUACUGGUAUUCCCUGCUUAUAUGGCUUACAUGAUUUGCCAGUUUUUCCACAUGGAUUUUUGGCUUCUUAUCAUUAUUUCUAGCAGCAUUCUCACCUCUCUUCAGGUUCUGGGAACACUGUUUAUUUAUGUCUUAUUUAUGGUCGAGGAAUUCAGAAAAGAGCCAGUAGAAAACAUGGACGAUGUCAUCUACUAUGUGAAUGGCACUUACCGCCUGCUGGAGUUUCUCGUGGCCCUGUGCGUGGUGGCCUAUGGCGUCUCAGAGACCAUCUUUGGAGAAUGGACAGUGAUGGGCUCAAUGAUCAUCUUCAUCCAUUCCUACUAUAAUGUGUGGCUUCGGGCCCAGCUAGGGUGGAAGAGCUUCCUGCUCCGCAGGGACGCUGUGAAUAAGAUUAAAUCAUUACCCAUCGCUACGAAGGAGCAGCUGGAGAAGCACAACGAUAUUUGUGCCAUCUGUUAUCAGGACAUGAAAUCCGCUGUGAUCACACCAUGCAGUCAUUUCUUCCACGCAGGCUGCCUCAAAAAGUGGCUGUACGUCCAGGAGACCUGCCCGCUCUGCCACAGCCAGCUCAAGAAUGCCUCACAGCUGCCUGGCUUAGGCACCGAGCCGGCCCCACAGCCUCCCGCCGGAGCCGAGCAGCACGCACUCCAGGGAGGCACUGAAGCCCCGGGCCAGGAGCGGCCUCGGGGGCCUGGGGCACAAGAAGGUUCUAGGGAUAAGGAUGAGGGUGUUGCCAGAAGAUCAGAUAGCCAGGAAGGGACUUGUGAGCCCAAGGAAAAUCCUCCUGGUGCAAAAGAUGAAGCUCUUCCUGUUGAGGUCCGCCUAGAAGAGAAGCAGCAGGAGUAG
Rangifer tarandus platyrhynchus (Svalbard reindeer) is the source of this 2094-nucleotide messenger RNA. NCBI's taxonomy places the organism in Eukaryota, Metazoa, Chordata, Mammalia, Artiodactyla, Cervidae. The record is from the annotation of a GenBank genome assembly.